AGAAGAAAUUGAUUAGGUAGUGAUAAAUAAGUAGUUGAUGUGAAUUAGAAGUUGAAAAGUUUCCUUGGUUAUAGAAACGCUACAUUAAGACUAUAGUGCCUCUUUCGACAGUGUGAAUAUAUCAUAAAAUUAAUAAAUAUGUCGUUGUACAAUAAUUCGAUGACGAGAUACUAUGACCAUCUGUUUAUCGAUUUAGCAGAUCCCAGAACGAAUGAUUGGUUUCUAAUAAAAUCGCCAAUGCCUGGUUUGACAAUAUUAGGAUUAUAUCUAUAUUUUACAUUAUCAUGGGGGCCAAGAUACAUGCAACAUAGAAAACCUUUCUCUUUAAAAAACACAUUAAUAGCAUAUAAUUUUAUACAAGUUUUAGUUAGUAUAUGGUUAUUUGUUGAGGCAAUAGACGCUGGUUGGGGUAAUAAAUAUAGUUGGCGAUGUGAACCCGUGGAUUUUUCUCGAACACCUGAAGCAAUGAGAAUUGCACGUGGUGUAUAUAUCUAUUUUCUGGCAAAAAUGUCAGAAUUACUAGAUACGGUAUUCUUUGUACUACGAAAACGUGAUCGUCAGAUUACAUUCUUACAUAUGUAUCAUCACACUGUUAUGCCAAUGAUCAGUUGGGGAUGUACCAAAUACUAUCCAGGUGGUCAUGGGACAUUUAUUGGUUUUAUUAAUUCAUUUGUACAUAUUAUUAUGUAUACAUAUUAUAUGUUUGCUGCAAUGGGACCACAAUAUCAAAAAUAUUUAUGGUGGAAACGUUACAUAACAACAUUACAAAUGUUACAAUUUUGUAUUUCUUUCAUCCAUUCGGCUCAAUUGUUAUUCAUUGAUUGUGGAUAUCCAAGGUGGUCAGUUUACUUUACAUUGCCUAAUGCUAUUUUCUUCUACUUCUUAUUCAACAAUUUCUACAAAGAAGCAUACACAACUGAUGAUAAAAAAUCAUUGAAAAAUGGACAAUUGAAGAACGGUACAACAUCAAAUGGCACAACGGCAAAUGGUACCACAGCAAAUGGCACCACGGCAAAUGGCUCCAUGGUAAAUGGAACUACAGCAAACGGAAAAACAUCAAACGGAGCAAUCAAUAAUAAUCAUAAAUAUGAUAAAAAAGAAGAAUGAUUUUUAAAUAAUUUUUGUUUUUAUUGGUAUUCGUGCUUGAAAAUUAUUUUUCAAUAACUCCGGAUUAAAUUUAUUAUCGCCAUUUCUUUUUAGUUAUCUGGAGUUAUUGGAUCAAUAUCUUUAUUUGUUUCGUUUUUGAGAUAAAAAUUGAAUAACUCAAUAUUAACAUUUUUUUUUUUGUAAAUAUUUUUUAAAUAAUUUUAAUAUUUUGUUAUUCAUUAUUAUUGCAUUCCCAGUUCUUGGGCUUCGAUCUUCUCCAAAAAGAUGAUUUUUUGGAAAGGCAAACAACAUAUUUCCAUUAAAAUUAAUUAAUUAUCUUUCAAUUUUUAGUUUACUGCAUGUAAAUAACAGAGGAUGACAAAUCUCUGUAAGUAACAGAGACAUAUCUCUAGAAAUCGUAUGUCAUUCUGAUUUCCUAGUACAAGUUAGGUUAUAUAACAAUUGCCUCUAUUAACACACACGAGGCAAUAUUACUUUUGCAAAAGCGACCAUACCGAUGUUGAAUUAAUUACUUUCUUACUUGAGUUAUUCCUCAUCAUGUGGUCGCUUUUUCUUAAGAUUAAGUAAAAUUGAGUCAAAUUCUUUUAGGCCAUUUUUGUACGAGUAUGAACGUUAUGCAAAUGAAUAUUGCGUUUACCUAGCAGGGAUGGCGAGCCGAUGGCAUCCGUGCCAUUGGUGACACGCAACGCAAUCGUUAAGGCACGCCACCGAUAACAAAGUUCACUAUGAAGUAUUUUAUUAUACAUACGAACGAGCGCUCGUUUUUUAUUAUAGUAACAUGGUGAACUACAAUUUUUUAUGCCGCAUAGUUUGUUUACGCAUACCAUAAUAGUCAAUUUCGUUGGAAGAACUAAUGUUUAUUCGUGUAAUGGUAUGAUUUCUAAAGCGACGAGUUGAUAGUAUUUAAUUUGACUGUAUACGCAAUAAUUAAGAAGUCAAAGUAUCUUGACAGCUGAUCUACGGCCUCAUGAAAAAUUUCUUUAAGAAAAAAAAUUGCACGUUGAUAGGUUCGCCACCUUUUUCCUAGUGACUAUCAAAACUUAAACAACCUAUUAUUAGUUUUUUCUUAAACUAAGCUUUGCUUAUGAGCCUUCUUUAAAGUUUAAAGUUCGUAAACCUGCUUUAAACUUUAGAAUGAUGGAUCAUCGAUG
Messenger RNA from Chrysoperla carnea, 2258 nucleotides. Its product is annotated as elongation of very long chain fatty acids protein 7-like. The transcript is spliced from 6 exons. The record is from RefSeq and is a predicted model, not a curated record. Lineage: Eukaryota; Metazoa; Arthropoda; Insecta; Neuroptera; Chrysopidae. Gene Ontology annotation, biological process: fatty acid elongation, polyunsaturated fatty acid; sphingolipid biosynthetic process; very long-chain fatty acid biosynthetic process. Gene Ontology annotation, molecular function: fatty acid elongase activity. Gene Ontology annotation, cellular component: endoplasmic reticulum membrane. The coding region runs from base 139 to 1107 and encodes 322 amino acids.